Molecule: messenger RNA, 4163 nt
Organism: Vanessa atalanta (red admiral)
Lineage: Eukaryota; Metazoa; Arthropoda; Insecta; Lepidoptera; Nymphalidae
Gene: Sir-1
Product: SID1 transmembrane family member 1-like
Exons: 20
Coding region: 76-2424 (782 amino acids)
Cellular component (GO): membrane
Source: RefSeq, a predicted model, not a curated record
AUUGUUCUCUAAACAAGGCAAUUUGAUUUUCGACACAAUAACUUAAGUGCAAAUAUCAAUAAAAAAAAAACUAUAAUGUUAAGUGGAUUUAUUUUAUUAAUAUUAUUUCGAAGCUAUUUUUGUUACAAUGAUGUGGUACCGUUGGAAAACGCGACACAAAAACAAUUUAUAUAUAAUAAUACGUAUGAAUAUGACUCCAUAAUAGAUUUGACUGUGAACGAAACUGCUACCCAUAUUUUAGACUUCAAUGAGCAAUCCAAUCUUAUGUCUGUGUUUCCGACGCGCGUUCACGUCAGCACAAAUGAUACUCUCGAUUUGUCCUACCCUCUAUUCGUGACUGCUGCCCAACAGAAAGGAGUAUCAUCAUGGGAGCUACCUUUGGUAGUCAGCACUAAGCAGGCGGUGUUGAAGUUUAAUGACAUGGCUCGGACUCUCUGUCCACACGACGCGGGACCUAAUGUAACGUCUCAAGGACGUCCCACUCUAACGCUGGCGACAUCGAGCCCUUCAAAUGUAUCGGUUCGGAUAAAACUUCGUCGCGUCGAAGAUUUCUUCAUUGAAGUAAAUAAGGACGUUAAUCUAAACGUGACGCCAAGCACCCCAAAGUAUUAUUACUUUUCGUUCGACCGAGACCCGUGGAAACAUUUGGAGACGAAACACCCCCAACUUUUCCCUCGCUUUAACUACACAAUACCAAAGAGUGUGCUGUUAGAAAUAAACUCCAACGACCACGUGUGCGCGACUGUGUCUAUACAGAACAACUCGUGUCCUGUUUUUGAUAACGAGAAGGAUAUGAUGUAUCAAGGGUACCACUUCACGAUGACCACGAAGGGUGGUAUAACUGUAACGCAAUCGAUGUUCCCUCGCGGCUUCUACAUAGUGUUCAUAGUGAAGGAGAGCGAUGAGGAGUGCACCGGCAUCAGCGGCGACCACAGUGCGGGCUCCGACAAACGCACUAAGAAUUUCAGUUUCCGCGUGAUGGCGGCGGCGGCCCCGGCGGACUACCUGACGUUGGUGCUGGUGUCGCUGGCGCUGCCGGCACUCGUGGCGCUGCUGGCGCCCACCAUCAUGCUGCCCACCUGUCGCGCCAGUCGGACGAUUGAAGUUGAAGAAGCUCCCGGACCUUCCGGCAUCCAAGACCCUCGCACCUCGGAGACCACAAGAAUCAUCGGCAGGAGUAGUCAUCAGUCAGAUUCUGAUAUAGAUUCUGAACCGGAUAUAGAUGACAAGUCUCUUCCGAUACCUCUGAACGUGGCGAGGUUGAGUCGAACGCGACCUCUGGCGCACAACCGUCGAUCAAAUAGGUACUUUUGGAGUGCUCUAACGGUAGCGGUAGUGUACGCGCUGCCCGUUGUACAACUACUGUUCACGUAUCAACGGAUGGCGCUGCAGACGGGCGACCAGGACGUGUGCUACUACAACUUCCUGUGCGCGCUGCCGCUGGGCGCGCUGCAGGACUUCAACCACGUGUUCUCCAACGUGGGCUACGUGCUGCUCGGCCUGGCCUUCAUGCUGCAGGUGCGCUGCCGCCCGCCCGGCGACGAGCUCCAGGAGCUGGGUAUCCCUGAACACCGUGGUCUGAUGUAUUCCAUGGGGUUGGCGCUGAUUAUGGAGGGCUUGCUGUCCGCGUGUUACCAUCUCUGUCCCAAUAAGAUGAAUUUCCAGUUUGAUUCGUCGUUCAUGUACGUGAUAGCGGUGCUGUGUAUCGUGAAGCUGUACCAGAGCCGGCACUCGGACGUGAACGCCAGCGCGCACGCCACCUUCAUGCUGCUGGCCUUCCUCAUGGCGAUCGGAGUCUUCGGUAUAGUGUACCCGAAUCUGUAUUUUUGGACUUUCUUCACGAUUGGACAUUUAGCCGUCUGCUUCUUCUUAACACUUAAGAUAUAUUAUGUUGGAAGAAUGAAAAUAGGAAGUUCUAUGGUGAAGCGAGCGUGGGGGGAGGUGAGACGCACGGGGCGCUCCGCCUUCAGACCGAAGUACCCCGCGCGGGCGGUGUUCUUGGCGCUCGCGAACUUGGCCAACUGGGCCCUGGCCGGAUACGGCAUGUACGAGCACAACGCGGACUUCGCGCGGCACCUGCUGGCCGUGCUGCUGGGCAACGCCAUCCUGUACACGCUGGCCUACGUGGUGCUGAAGCUGGCGCACGCCGAGCGCGUGUGCGCGCGCACGUGGGGCUGGCUGCUGCUCGCCGCCGCGCUCUGGGCGCUCGCCGCCGCGCUCUUCCUGCACUCGCGCACCAAGUGGUCGCAAACCGCGGCGCAGUCGCGCACGUACAACGCGCAGUGCACCGCGCUGCAGUCGCUGGACACGCACGACCUGUGGCACCUCUCGUCCGCGGCCGCCAUCUUCUCGUCCUUCAACGCGCUGCUGAUCAUCGACGACCCGCUCGCCACCACCCCGAGGAUUGAAAUUCCUGUGUUUUAGGCACUAGCGGUGUAGCAUCAGUUGAUACCUAAUUUUACAGGUAGAACUUUGUGCUCCUCUAGGUUAGGCACUCAUUCUCCCCAAAACCGAUGUAUUAUAUUUGUGUUUGUGAGAAAUGAAGUCAGUGUGAAUUUUGCUAGGGAUAUAAGGUCUUAGAUCAAAUGGCUAGUGCAUUGAUUGGCUGAGGGGCUUAAACUACAAAUGGUAAGCCUCUUACCACCAUACCAAAAUUAAAAAUAUCAUUAAUUUAAGUAGAAUCUCUUAGAAUACACAUUGUAAUACUUAUCUAGAUAACAUUUACUUGGUGGCAGGGCUUUGUGUCCGUCUGGGUAGGUACCACCCACUCAUCAGAUAUUCUACCGCCAUACAGCAAUACUUAAAAUUGUUGUAUUCCGGCUUGUAAGGUGAGUGAGCCAGUGUCGGUGCCGUAUUGACGAUGUAACGAAUGAUUAAUAUAUCUUGCAGGGGUCACUGAUCAUCAGGUUGACCAUUUGCCAGCCUAGCUAUAUUUUUUAAAUAAAAUAAUAAUACUAAAACUAGAGAGUCUGUGUGGUUGAAUACGCUAAUCUCAAGAACUACCAAUAAUAUAAUAAUAUUUAAUAGAACUUUAAAUAAUUAUACAAAUCCAAUUUGUAUAAUUAUUUUUGCGUUUGACAGUUCGUUUACAGAGCAAGAUUGUAAGUUCUGUAAAUUUACGAUACGACAUUUAGAAGCAGUGCAUUAAACUUAAACGUCAACCAAUUUGACAAACGCCAUGUAGACUUCAUGACGUUACCUGCCAAAGUUAGUUCGGGAACCCCCUCUGGAUGACGUAAAAACCAGUGUUACCUGAAAAGAAAAAUAUGUUGAUUACUAUUGUAAAUGAUAGAAAUGAUUUUUUGGGUUGGGUGCUUAAUGACAUAAAUAAAUGUGUAUUAAAAUAAAGUUUCGUUCGGAAAUGUCGGUAGUCAUCGAUAUAACUUAUUACACCCUAAAUAAUUAUAAUAAAAAAAUAUUCAAUAGUAAAUAAAUUAAAAUAUGAUUUUGUAUCGAUCAAUCGAACUAAACGUUAGUAUUUAAUUUACUGAUACUAUUUAAGCACCUUUUCACCCGUAUUAACCUCUCAUUUAUAAUUAAAAAAAAAACACAUGUUAUGGUUAAAAACCAAAAUCGUAUCGGCUAUAAAAGUACGUUGAUUUGACUUUGUAUGGACGCUUCGGUGACGAGAAAAAGAAGACUGGAAUGGACGGUAGGGGAAGACCCGUUGCGCUUGAAUCUUAACAUAGCUAUUCUUGUCUGAAACAAGAAUGUUUAAUCCAAAUGGAACGCAAUUAAAACCUCAUUACUAAUGACGGAUUUAUAUAUUUUCUGUGUAUUUCUUUUUUUUAAUGAACGAUUUUUAUGUUGCAACCAUUGAUCCGUUUACGUUUUAAACGAAGUUAACUGGAAACUUAGCUAAAGUGUAGUACAGACGAAAGAGUACCUAUGGCUCAGAUGCUAUAUUAUUUUAAUGUUAAGUUAUUAAAUAAAGAUCAAUACUAGUUUUAAGCCACUUCGUAAAUCCUAAACUACUUAGAAUGUGUUAGUAACUAAUAAAUACCAAAAAUAAGCGACAUUAAGUUUUUAAAUAAAUAUAAUAUGUCAAAAAAUAUCAUUUAUGACAUUAGAAAAAAUAAUUCUUAUCAAAUUAUUUUUGAGGCGAUUUUAAUUGACGUAUAACUUCAUAAGUGUUGCCAACUUAAAAUAUUAUUAAUAAAGUG